Messenger RNA from Magnolia sinica, 1889 nucleotides. RefSeq names its product probable enoyl-CoA hydratase 2, mitochondrial. Gene Ontology annotation, molecular function: enoyl-CoA hydratase activity. Bases 74 to 913 code for a protein of 279 amino acids. Lineage: Eukaryota; Viridiplantae; Streptophyta; Magnoliopsida; Magnoliales; Magnoliaceae. Gene Ontology annotation, biological process: fatty acid beta-oxidation. Gene Ontology annotation, cellular component: mitochondrion. The transcript is spliced from 8 exons. The record is from RefSeq and is a predicted model, not a curated record.
UUCCCAGUGUCUUCUUGGACAACCAUUUCCAGCGUCCAUCUCAAUCUCCUUGUCUUCUCAUCCUCCGACGAAGAUGACGAUGAAAAGUCCUUUCAAGAUCAUCACCAGAUCCAUAGCCACACUCUCCAUUACAAGAUCCGGAAGGCCCAUCUCCUCCAAUCAUCAAACCCUAACCCGAAUCCCAAACAAGAUCUCUUCCAUUCAUCGAUGCCAGCAUCAGCUCCAGAUCUUCAGAAAUCUCCUCUUACAGACCGCUUCCUCCGAUUCCGUGAGAAUGGAGAGACUCUCCGAUUCCGAUUCUGGGAUUGUUGAAGUGAAAUUGGAUAGACCUGAAGCUAAAAAUGCGAUCGGGAAAGAUAUGUUGAGAGGUCUGCAGAACGCUUUCGAGUCUUUAAGUCGAGAUUCUUCGGCAAAUGUUUUAAUGAUCUCCAGCUCAGUUCCUCGGGUGUUCUGUGCAGGCGCUGAUCUGAAGGAGCGCAGGUUGAUGAGUCCUUCUGAAGUCCAGUUUUUCGUCAACUCUUUGCGUUCAACAUUCUCAUUCUUAGAGGCACUUUGUGUCCCGACUGUUGCUGUUAUUGAAGGUGCCGCAUUGGGUGGUGGACUGGAAAUGGUUCUCUCCUGUGAUCUUCGAAUAUGUGGAGAGGAUGCGGUUUUUAGCAUGCCAGAAACUGGACUUGCUAUAAUUCCUGGUGCUGGUGGGACUCAACGCCUUCCAAGAGUGGUUGGAAAAGCAGCAGCCAAGGAACUUAUAUUCACGGGUCGGAAGAUUGAUGGCAAAGAUGCAAUGUCAAUGGGUCUUGUCAACUAUUGUGUUCCGGCUGGGGGAGCUUAUUUAAAAGCUCUUCAAAUUGCCCGUGAUAUAAAUCAGAAGCCACAGCUAAUUGAAGAAUACUACCUUCAUGGCUUUCCAUGAAGCACACACCACAACAUCUCUCGUACAUGCCCUACUUGUGCACAUUGAUCAGGACAAUUUGGUGGGCCAUAGGUUGCAUUGCUGAAAGCAAGGCGAUUAGAAGGGUCCACAUAGUUAGAGAGGGAGGGAGGGUCCACAUUCUCCAAGCAAGGGGGUGGUUGCUCGUGUGUUUGUGUUUUGGCAAGCCAUCUGCCUGUGCUGCCUGUUCUUUGAAGCUGUGAUUUAGCAUUUUGAUUAAACAGUCCAUUUAAUCCUCUGUUGUGGACCCUUGCUUUUUUUAUGUUGUAUUUUCUCUUUUGGGGUUAUUAUCUUCUGUUGGUGCAGUUGUGGUUGUUUGUUCUGUCAGGCUGUUUGGCCCGUUUUCUAUUAAAACUUUUGUUGCUUGGUCACCAAAAAAAGAAACAGAAAAAAAAAAAACAAACCAGUUUAGGGAGGGUCUUCUCCAAGUUGGAGAGGGAGGGAAGGAGGAUUCACAUUCUCAAGAGUUAGGGAGGGAGGAAUCACAUUCUCAAGAGUUGGUAAGGGAGGGAGGGCCAGUUCACAUUCUCACAGUUAGGGAGGUCAAUGUCCCCUGAGUUCUGGGGUGGUUCAUAAUCCAUCCAUAUGGUGGGUCACCAGAUAAAACAGUCCUUGACUCCUAAUCACACAUUGUGAACCAGGACUUGGCUUGUGACUCUAUCAAUCUCUAGGAUCGGUUGACCUGGAACUCAAUGGGUCAACUAGGUGGGCCAAGAAAAUAUUUUUUAUUUUAUUAUAUGCAAUAUUUACUGUAAAUAUAUUAUUUUUCUUCUUCUUUCUAUUUCUUGGAUCACAUCAUCAGGCAAACCAGACCGAUCCUGAGUCCACCAUGAAACUGGGUUGAGUCAUGCUGAAACCAGCAAGGACACGGUUUUCUUAACUACCAAAAGACGAGAAAAAAGAAAAAAGAAACACACACAAAAAGAUUUCCCAACUACCGUUCAAAAAAAAAAAAGAA